AUGUCUUCAAAGAAUUUUUUCAAAGCAAGGACUAUACUAGCUCCCACGCUGGACAUCAUUGAAGAGGUCAACAAUCAUCUGAUGGCUAUCAUUCCUGUUGGGAAAUUACUGGAUAGUAUAAAUUGCUCUAAUUUGCCUCCACAUAAAUUAAUACUCAAGGUUGGUGUUCUGGUAAUGUUACUGAGGAAUAUUGACCAUUCUAGUGGUCUUUGUAAUGGUACAAAGCUACAAGUUAGGAAGCUUGAAAAUCAUGUCAUAGAAUGUGAAGUUUUAACGGGUAACAACGUUGGUCAUAUUGCUUUGAUUCUAAGAAUGAAUAUGGUACCAACAAAUGAAACUGUCCUAGUUAGAUUUCAACGAAGACAGUUUUCCAUAAUAAUAUCGUUUGCCAUAACAAUUAAUAAGUCUCAGGGACAAAUUUUAUCUCAUGUUGGAUUGUAG
Molecule: messenger RNA, 441 nt
Organism: Arachis ipaensis
Lineage: Eukaryota; Viridiplantae; Streptophyta; Magnoliopsida; Fabales; Fabaceae
Biological process (GO): DNA replication
Cellular component (GO): replication fork
Source: RefSeq, a predicted model, not a curated record